UGGAGGUCAAAAACAGUGAUCAUGAUGAGUUUGGUUAAACUUUUAAGAUCUCUGUGGUCAGAUCAUUUUAACCAGAAUGACUUCCAUUAUUUUUAUUGUUGAUUUGAUUUAUUUAUAAUUGGAAAUGGAGGUUCAUUUGCAAGCACCACCUGUGUGUGACUUUCAUGAUGGUGAAUCUGAUUGUGAUUUUGCCGAAAUGUUUCAUAUUUAUGAAUGUGACAGAGAUAUUUUGAACCAUCUAUAUUCUCUGCAAAGUGCAGAAAUUAUACACAAGCAUGUUUAUGAUGCCCACAAAUGCCCUGAGUAUAUGUUAAUAUUAUAUCGAAGUGGGUAUUUCACGGUUGAUAAAACCGUUCUAUCGAUGAAAAUAUGCAUAAAGCACCGUGAAGAGUUGGGGGCAAGAUGGAAAAGACCCAGGCGAACCUGUUCUUAUCCUAGUCAUCAGGGAAAGAUAAAAGCAGACAGAGGAGCCAGUCCAACGUUGUGCAAAGAACUGUGGUUAAAGACAAAACAAAUAUUACCAGUAGGGUCAGCAAUAUGCAAGAGGUGCUCAAUGGAACAUAAGAAGAAUGUCUCUCCAUCUUACAGUUUAGAGUUUGUGGAAGAACUUGAGUGGUGUGAACAAAUUUGUACAACAAUUAGAGGCAAAUGCACACAGUCAAAAAUUCAAGGUGAAUGUCUACAGUCGCACUUGGUGGAUACCCAAAUUGUUGAAAAUGAACAAGGAAUGGCAUUUGAGAUUCAGGAUAAAGACAGUGUACCAUGUUCACAAGAAAUUUUCACAGGGAGUUUAACUACAGACAUGGAGUUUGAGAUUUCCUCCACAGGUUCCUGUACCCCAUCCCUACCUUCUUCUCAGGACUGGUAUGAAAAGAACAAAACACCGAAAGAAAAACUAAAUGAAGCUUUGCAGAGACUUGCAGGAGAUCAGUUUCAACCUCUAAAGUCCCAGCUUACAAGACCUUGGUCUGAAUUAGCGAAGUCUGCAAAGUAUUACUAUAUCAGCAAGGCUAAAGAAGCUGUAAUGAUAGUUCUGUCCAUCAUUGCCCCAGGACAAGAAGACACCAUUCUUGCCAAAAUCUGUCCAACAUCUGAAAAUGAGAGCAAAGAAAUAGACAAAGCCACAAAACAGUUGAUAGAUGCCUAUCAUGCCACAUCAGACAGAAAAACACAACAGCAGAUCCUGUCAUUGUUUGUAAACAACUUUACAAAGCAAAAGCUUCUUCAGCUUAUACCAUCUCUUACACAGUCCAAAAUUGAUGCAGCUAGAAAACAUGCCUCAGUCAUAGGACCAGGACAAAUGCUGAAUCCACCAAAGAUAUACAGAGUACGUCUGACCAGACCAAAACUGCUGCAUUUUAUUGAAUAUGUAUCUAUGCCCUCAGUUUCCCAGGUUCUUGGUUUUGGUGCCACACAGCUACAUUUGUCAAGUGGAGAAAAGGUGCAGAUUCCAAAGGUCAUCAGAAAUGCUGUGAGUGCCAGAAUCAUUGCAAACUAUCAAGAGUAUUGCAAGGAAUCAGAUUUCCAAACUUUUAGCCGUGCUUCAUUGUACAGAAUCCUCAAAGCCUGUCGAGCAUCAAAAAGGAAAGCAAUGCAUGGACUUGACAACACCACAGCCCUUGGAAUGGAUGCCAUGGAGUCAUUACACAAGGUUGUGACACGACUUGGUGAAUACGGAAUGGAGACAGAGAAAAAAGAGAAUCUGAUUGACAUGAUCUUCAUCUGUAAUCAGCAUUUGAAAUUUGAUGCAAAGAGUCAUUUUAGCAGAAGUUCAUCAUGCAGUGAUCAUUGUACAAUAUAUGCCCUGAGUGAUCCAGCAGACACAUGCUUUUCAAGUAAUUGUGACCAUGAACAUUCAGACACUUGCUCUUAUUGUGUUUUGACAGACAAACUUACAGAAUGCAUCAAGGAAGCCAUGGAAACAGUUCAAAUACCAUCUGAGGAUUUGAUGGAGGAAUUGCAGCAUGAAAUUGUCAUGACCACAAAAGCCAUCAAGGACUGGAAGGCUCAUCUUCUCAGAACUGUUCAUCAAGACUUUGCAAGAUCAGAUGUCUUACAACACCUUGACCUAAACCAAGGACUACUUAUAAUGGAUUGGGCCAUGAAAUUCCUUCCUCUCCAGUACAGAGAAACACAGUCAAAUUUCUUUGGAAAGAGGGGGAUUAGUUGGCAUAUAUCCUGUUUAAUUACCCAGAGGAGUGACCCUGAAGCAACAGCUAGCACCUUCCCAGACCAUUACGACUUGAACACCUUUAUCCAUAUCCUCGAGAAUGGAAAUCAAGGUUGGUUUUCUGUUGCUCAUAUCAUUAUGCACCUCCUUCCAACUCUGUCAGAGCAAUUUCCAAACCUUCAAGAGAUCUUCCUAAAGACAGACAAUGCUGGAUGCUACCACUGUACACCAUUAAUUUCAUUUGUCAGUCAGAAUUACUGCCAUUUUCCUAUUACCAUCAAAGAGUUCAACUUCAGUGAAGCGCAAUCUGGGAAAGAUCUUUGUGACAGCAAAACUGGUUCCUGUCGAAUGCAUGUGGCCCGAUAUCUGGAUGAAGGAAAUGAUGUUCUGUCUGCCUCAGACUUGAAGAGAGCUUUAGAAAGCAAUCAUGGAUUGAAAGGAACUAAAGCCUGUGUUAUCUCCAUUGACAAUGCAGAGGAACCAAAAAUAAAAUCCAAAAUCCCUCAAGUCAGCCUUCUGAACAACUUCGAAUUUAACAUGGAUUCAAUAAUUGGGAGAAAGGCAUACCAGGUUGGUUGUGGAAGACUCAUUGAGACAAAACCCCUGAAAAAUCAACAUCUUGAUGUGAGAGAAAUGAAAGGUUUCCAGGUUUUAGAAGAAUUUCCGUCACAUGCAGUUGAUACUGGACAAGUUUGUGUGAGAAAAAGAAACCCUAACAACAGAAGUGAAGCUGUCGAUGAGCAGGACCAGGAUCAGACACAACUGGAUAAUGAAUUGUAUGCCUGUCCAGAUCCCUCUUGUCAGAAACAAUAUCUGAGGUCUGCCAAUCUCGAGAAACAUCUUGCUCUGGGGAACCACCUGUACAGAAAAGCAGAGGAAACUGGGAUUGAUUCUGGAAUAAGAAUCUGGGCUGAGAAGUGUUCGGCCAUUCGCGACAAAUACACUCACAUCUGUGAAACAGUAACCUCUCACAGUGAUGAUACCUGUUCCCAAAGUUCAGGAGGGUGGGCAUUAAAAUCUGUAAGUAAAUGCCUCAGGUUCUCGCUAAAUGUAAAAGACUAUGUAAAGCAGAUUUUUGAAAACUGUGAGAAGACAGGAAAACGCCCUAACUACGCAGCCUUAAGUGGAGAACUUAAAAAAGCUUCUGAUGAAAAUGGUUGUCGCCUCUUCAGGCCACAUGAGUGGCUGACUGCAAAUCAGCUAAGAAACUUGUUUGCAUCUUACAUAAAUAAUAAGAAGAAACAGUGCAAAGUCAGAGAGAGACGUACAGAUUUUUCAGUUGAAUUAGUGGAUACAGAGAGCAUUGUGAAUGAUGAACAUCUCCAAGAAAUUGUCAUGAAUCUCAAGGCAGAAGAACAUCAUCAGACUUUAUCAGCUAUGUAUGAAAAUGUGUUGAAUGCUGUAAAUACAUAA
This is a messenger RNA of Saccostrea cuccullata (small rock oyster), 3583 nucleotides long. RefSeq lists its product as uncharacterized. The record is from RefSeq and is a predicted model, not a curated record. The transcript is spliced from 8 exons. The coding region runs from base 125 to 3583 and encodes 1152 amino acids. Lineage: Eukaryota; Metazoa; Mollusca; Bivalvia; Ostreida; Ostreidae.